Messenger RNA from Caenorhabditis remanei, 951 nucleotides. RefSeq lists its product as uncharacterized. The transcript is spliced from 5 exons. Bases 1 to 951 code for a protein of 316 amino acids. Lineage: Eukaryota; Metazoa; Nematoda; Chromadorea; Rhabditida; Rhabditidae. The record is from RefSeq and is a predicted model, not a curated record.
AUGGAGACCGUUCCGACAGAUAGACCGUCUAAUGAAGGCCCUUGUGACGGGAACGAGGGAGGAGGAUACCGUGUAUUGUGUACCCAAGAAUGGGCCUCCAGCUAUUUAUCGAACGGACCAUCUAAUGCGUACAACAAAGUAGACGUCAUGAAAAUUCUGAUACCACCGAAGGAAGAAGCACCUGGUCUGAUAUUCACGCUAUUUGAAAGGGUCCCACUGGAUGAUUCCAGAAUAGGAAGUCAACAGCAAGUAGUUUCAUUAUCGAAACUCCUUAUCAAACAGUUCGGAAAACUACGUGAAGAUUCGAAACCAACUGAAGAAGAGAGUCUGCAAUUGGAGAAUCUAAGGAAUACAUUGAAUACCCAAUGGAAAGAGAAAAGAGAUUCGAUUGGAGACAGAGAGGUUUAUGUUUGUUAUGCUAAAAUUAUCUUGCUAUUGGUAUUAACAUUCCUCUGUGUUGUCUACACAAUCUGUUUUUCACAAAUUCUAGCGGUGAAUUACACUUGGUAUCGAUUAGUUAUUAUCAUGGAGAUACUUGUUUCCUUGGUUGUUUUGUUCAACAUUCUGAAACUCCGUCGACGAAUCAUAGCUGAAAAACAAUCGGAAAAAAAGCUUGGUCCGGAAAGACAGGUUGUCUUAGAAAAGAUGAACGAUGAUUAUAGCGAACAAUUAGAAAAAUGCAUGGAUUUCUAUUCAAAAGAAGUAAUGCCACUGAAGGAAGAAGCCAGAACACUGGACAAUCGUGUGUUUCUUCUGAUUAUAAUCAGCAUGUCUAUUUUCUUAAUGAACACAUGGACCCUGUCAUUUUACGGCACCAUGGAGGCUAUCAAAGAACUCAACCAUGAUGAGAUAAUUUCUGCUAUUGUCGUUAUUCCUAUGACAAGCAUCUUCAUGGCAAUUGGUGCCUGUUUUGUUCUUGGAUUUUUGGAAUACAACGAAAUCGAAAUAUAG